Durio zibethinus is the source of this 2337-nucleotide messenger RNA. Its product is annotated as serine carboxypeptidase-like 7. The record is from RefSeq and is a predicted model, not a curated record. Lineage: Eukaryota; Viridiplantae; Streptophyta; Magnoliopsida; Malvales; Malvaceae. Gene Ontology annotation, molecular function: acyltransferase activity, transferring groups other than amino-acyl groups; serine-type carboxypeptidase activity. Gene Ontology annotation, biological process: proteolysis; secondary metabolic process.
UUUGAGAAUGAUUUUCUUUUUUUUUUUUUUUUGAAAAUAACUUUGAGAAUGAUUUUAUUAAUAAAAAUGGGAAAAAUAGUGAACAUGGCCAAAGCAAAUUCCAAAUUUCUACGUUGUUUUGUUUGGGCCUUCGAAGCUCAAUGGCUUGUUUGUAAAUUCCAACUAUGGGCCAAAAACAUAAAUCUCAUCAACUGGUAAUGGGAUGUCACCAUUAGGCUAUAUGCGGGGUUACUAAUCGAUCAAUUCGAUUCCAAGCAGCCCGUGGUUUACAACAACAACUAUGAAAAUGGUGUGCUUUUUCUUUCGAUUAACAAUGAUAUAAAAACACAACAAUUAAAUGACAUUUCAUAGACUGACAGGAAAAAAAAAAUUUUUAAAUAAUAAACAUGUCAUGGCCUAAAGUGGAAGAGUUGCUAUCUCAAUUAUGGCAAGCUUACCACAGAGGAAGAUCGAUGUAGCAGUAAUUUCAGAAGUGUUUUUCGGAGUACUUUAACUUCAAUUUUGUCACCAUAUCCUUUAAGAUGUCCGAUGAAAGGUCAAGUAAACCGUAGCCACUGACUCUAUUCACAUAAAUACAAAUACAGACAAGCAGUCCUUACUGAGAAGUCUGGAUUCUCUAUCAACUGUCAUCCUCUUUGAAUUUCUUUGCUGCUUUCAUGGACGUUGGCCACUCGUUUGUGUCAAAUGCUUAUCCUAUGUCCUCAAUGCCACACUAUAUAGGAUAGCUAAAUCAAUGGCAAUACAAAAUAAGAUGGCUCUGCUAUUCUUUUUGUUCUUUCUUUUUCAGGUUUGCUCAAAGCUCGCUUUUGCUCAUUCUGCUGUCAAGUUUCUUCCUGGAUUUGAGGGGCCUCUCCCUUUUGAGCUUGAAACCGGAUAUGUGGGUGUGGAUGAAGCAGGGGAUAUUCAGCUCUUCUACUACUUUGUAAAGUCGGAGAGAGUUCCUGAGGAGGACCCUCUUCUGCUUUGGUUGAGUGGUGGCCCUGGCUGCUCUGCCUUCUCAGGUCUUGCUUUUGAAAUUGGUCCAUUGAAUUUCAAGGCAGACGUGGAGUACAACGGAAGCUUGCCGACACUGGUAUUGAAUCCAUACUCAUGGACAAAGGUGUCUAACAUCAUAUUUAUAGAUUCACCAGUUGGUACAGGAUUCUCCUAUGCAAGAAACAGUCUUGCUGCAAGGACCGGUGAUUUCAUACAAGUUCAUCAGCUUUACCAAUUUCUUAGGAAGUGGCUGGUGGAUCAUCCAAACUUCAUUUCAAGCCCAGUUUAUGUUUGUGGGGACUCGUAUUCUGGCAUUCCUAUCCCAAUCCUUGCUCAAGAGAUCUCAAAUGGAAAUGAAGAAGGUAUCAGACCAUUGAUUAACCUACAGGGAUACAUACUGGGGAAUCCCAAAACAGAGCCAAAUCUCGAAGCCAACCUCCAGAUUCCAUAUGUUCACGGAAUGGGACUAAUUUCUGAUGAACUCUAUGAGUCAUUGAAGAGAAAUUGUGAGGAAGAUUAUCAAAAUUUAGAUCCCAGUAACGAGGAGUGCCGGAAAGAUAUUCAAUAUUUCUCCAUGUGUAUCUCAGGAAUUCAAACUGGCCAAAUUUUGGAACCUAUCUGCGGUUUCGCCUCCCCGAAGCCACAAGAGAUCGGUACAAGGCGUUAUCUAGAUGAACACCAUGAUCAAAAACCCCUCGACGAUGAACAAGACCCACCACCGCUCCCUACAGUUGGCUGUCGUUCUUACUCAUACUUGCUAUCUUAUUAUUGGGCUAACGAUGAUAAUGUCCGAAAAGCUCUCCACAUUAGAAACGGAAGCAUAGGACAAUGGCUGCGCUGCAAUUUAGGAUUACCUUAUAACAUCGAUGUUCUAAGCAGCUUUCAGUAUCAUGCAAACCUCAGCGCCAGAGGCUACCGCGCUUUAAUAUACAGUGGCGACCAUGACCUGCUCGUGCCAUUCUUGUCAACUCAAGCAUGGAUAAGAUCUCUGAACUAUACAAUUGUUGAUGAUUGGCGGCCAUGGAUACUACAAGGCCAAGUUGCAGGAUAUACAAGAACUUAUUCUAACAGGAUGACAUUUGCCACUGUCAAGGGAGGAGGGCACACAGCUCCUGAGUACAAGCCUGCAGAAUGUCUGGCAAUGUUUCAAAGGUGGAUAUCUGAACAGCCUUUGUAAUAGGGACAUCAAAUAAUACCAACAGUUGAUGAAAUGUUAUUCUAUAUAAUAUAUGGCACUAGUUAGCCUUUUUCAUAUUAUAUAUAAAUCAUGUAAUUGACAUAGAAUUGCAUGCCAAAAUAAUGAAAUUUCCGGGCCAAAAAGAAGCUCUAUACUAAAAUUGAUGCAAAUGCAAAUUUAUGUGC